GCCCCGGACCUGGCGCCCCCGAAAUUCGGCGGUUUUGCGGAAAAAACACAUUGACUUUCCUGAAGAUCAGCUUGGCAGAAAAACCCCACCACAGGUUCUAAAGAAAAAAUGCAGGAGGUUUGCGGAUAAACCCCGUCAUUUCCCCGAAAGUUUGGUCAAAACCCCAACUCCGUUUUGGGGGGAAAAACGCCAAGAUUCGGAAAAAUCGGGAGACUUGUGAGGGAAACCCGGCAAGUUCCUGAAGAAGGAGAGGCGUUAUCCCAGCAGCUGGGCUGCCGGGCGCUAGAUCCGCAUCCUUCCCCAUGGACGUGAGGCGCUGGAGGAGGCUCCCAGCUGGGAAUGUUUCUGACUGUCCCAACGGAUCCCGUUGGGUGAUGGAUUUGUUCAACGAAUGUGCCCAGGACGGUUGGGACAUCACCAGUGUCAUCCUGGGGCUGGUUUCCAUCUUCUGCUUUGCAGCUGCCUCUUUUCCGCAGUUUUACCAGGCCUGCAAAACAGGCAUCAUGGACCGGGCUCUCUCCAUCUAUUUCCUGCUGGGAUGGCUGGGUGGAGACCUCCUCAACCUCAUUGGUUCCUUCUUGGCUGAUCAGUUGCCACUGCAGGUUUACACAGCUGUUUACUACGUGCUGGCAGACCUGGUGAUGCUGUCUCUCUACUGCUACUACAAAGUGAAGAACCAGGCUGGAGGACUCUCUGCCCCCAUCAAUGCAGCCUUCGCCUUCCUUUCCUUGGGGACAGUGUCCACUGUCUCCUUCCUGGGCAGAGAUGCUGCCACAGCCCAGGACCUGGUGAUGUUUAAAGGGAGGUCUCUGCUCUCCACACACAUGGAUGGGCUUGGGUCAAAGCCCUUCAGCAGGAGGGAGGUUGUUGGCUUCACCAUCGGCUCCAUCUCCUCGGUGCUGUACCUGUGCUCCCGCCUGCCCCAGAUCUACACUAACUACAAGAGGAAAUCCACCACUGGUGUCUCCUAUUCCCUCUUUGCCCUGGUGAUGCUGGGAAAUUUGCUCUACGGCCUUAGUGUCUUGCUGAAGAACCCUGAUCCAGGGCAAGAUGAAGGUGACUAUGUUCUGCACCACCUCCCCUGGCUGGUGGGCAGCCUGGGUGUCCUUUCCCUCGAUGUGGUUAUCUCCUUCCAGUUCCUUGCUUAUCUAGGAGGAAGACCCAGCACCCAUGAAGAGAGGGAUGGUCUUCUGGGGGAGCAGAGGGACAGCCUGGAGUGUUGACCAAGGGACCUGCCCCAGAGGGACAACAGGAGGAUGCAGACAAGGAUUCUUAAUGCCUUAAUGAACCUUAAUGCUGGGGAAACUGGCCCCUCCAUCCUGGUGGCUCCUGGGAGAAGAGGACCAGAGCCAGCAGGUGACACAUUGUGCUGCUGAGACACUUAAGCCCAGCCAGGUGGCAGAGGAUGGUACUGAAAGCUUGUGCCUCUUUCAUACCAAGUGAUGCUACUGGGAUAAACUGGAAUUACUUGAUACCUCAGAAGGUUGCUCUUCACUGCUCUUACACCCCAGAGCUGAGCCCAGUCCCUCCUGCUUUACCUGCUGCCUCAGGUGACCUGGAGCUUCUCCAGGGCUGGCAAACAUCCCCCUCAGGGGAGGGGACAGAGAUGACCAACCUGCCACAAACACAAGCACCACUUACCUCUGUGGGCCUCACAUCUUCUCCUUCUGGAAGAUCUGGUGGUGACUGGCACGAGUUCAGAAGGAAGGAGCAGUGUAACCAAAGUGUUUUGGUCGACAAAUACCUAUUUUAAUCAGCACAGCUCACACGUCUAUAAAACAAGUCCUAGCCCCA
Messenger RNA from Apus apus (common swift), 1794 nucleotides. RefSeq names its product solute carrier family 66 member 1 (gene SLC66A1). The record is from RefSeq and is a predicted model, not a curated record. The coding region runs from base 303 to 1223 and encodes 306 amino acids. The transcript is spliced from 8 exons. Lineage: Eukaryota; Metazoa; Chordata; Aves; Apodiformes; Apodidae.